UUACUCCAGAUUCGUGGGUAGAGUAUAUUUGCAAACUCUCAAUAUGUCAUGUCAAUUUUGUUUUUUCCCGUUAAUUAAAUGAUUUUGUAUUUAUAGUAUACGUGAUGUUUUUAACAAAUGAUACAUUUAUGAAUUAUGGUUUUAUAUUGUAAAUUAGAUUAAGUAGUAAAUAGUUAUAAAACAGUACGCUGUGCGUAUUUGUUCACAUGGAGUAUGCAUGAUUUCAUUUAGUUUGUUGGUGGUAAAAUGUCCACGUCAGAGUCUGGUGUGGGAUGUAUUAGUGAAGUUACACUUGCAAUUAGUAAAGCAAGGGGUUCUCAAUCAGGCAAUGUGAGAAUACUUGAUAGUCCGGACUCUGAUGGAUCUGGCCAUUCAAAUUCAUUUACUGUACAAAGAUUUAAUUAUCCUGACAAUGAUAAUGCAAAUCCAGGCAUCUUACAACCACCAUUGACCAGUGAUGACUUAAGAAUACCAAUAGUUGGAUAUGAGAUUAUGGAAGAGAGAGCUAGAUUUACAGUUUAUAAAUUACGUGUAGAACUAAAGAAUGGAGACUGUUGGUUUGUAUUUAGAAGAUAUACAGACUUUGUUCGUUUAUUGUCACAAUUGAGAAGACAAAAAAUUCCCAUUUCACAAUUAAGUUUACCUAGAAAGAAAUGGCUUGGAGAUAAUUUUGCUCCAAGCUUUUUAGAAGAACGAAUUCGUGGUCUCCAAGCAUUUGUUAAUGCAAUAUUAAGUAGUCCUCUUCUUAUUGGCACUGCAUGUGUUAGAGAAUUUUUUUGUUUAGAUGAGCCACCUGCUUUAUCUGACACUGCAGAAGAAUCUAGAGCAAUUUUUGAAGCAUUAGAAGACACUAUAUAUCAUUUAAGACAACAGUUGAGAGAGAGAGAUGCCGCGCUUGCAUCUGAAACAUCUUUAUGCAAUGAGCUUAGAAAGAAACUACAUCAGAUACUAAGUGAAAGACAAACCUGUCCGAAAUGUGGUGCAAACCAAUAACAAUUUUGUAACUAAUUUUAAAUUAACAAAUUGAUAUUAGUAAAAAAUUUCGGACUGGAGUAAAUAGGCAACUUGGGUUUUUAUACUACAGGACUUAAUUUUACUCUAUAAAUCUCAUUUACAUUGCUGCAAUUCCAUCAGUCGUUUAAAAUAUCUGUUAAACAUUAAAUAUUAUCUACUUUAUGCCUUCAGUUAUGCAUUUUUGAUUACAUAUUUAUAUACAAGUUGAUUAUUAUGUAAAUUGAUAUGUAUAAAAUUUCUUAAAAUAAUAAGUACAUUGAGCUUUCCUAGCAAUAAACAUAACUUCGUAAAAGCCUUACAGAGGUGCCUUACAGUUGUAAUGAACAAAUACAUAUAUUUAUAUACGUAGUAUAUCUAACAAUAUACUUAUGAGUCAAAA
This is a messenger RNA of Osmia lignaria (orchard mason bee), 1393 nucleotides long. It is a transcript of the gene Snx16, whose product is annotated as sorting nexin 16. Gene Ontology annotation, molecular function: phosphatidylinositol binding. Gene Ontology annotation, biological process: endosome to lysosome transport; protein targeting to lysosome; early endosome to late endosome transport. NCBI's taxonomy places the organism in Eukaryota, Metazoa, Arthropoda, Insecta, Hymenoptera, Megachilidae. The record is from RefSeq and is a predicted model, not a curated record. Gene Ontology annotation, cellular component: late endosome; early endosome.